Penicillium hordei is the source of this 504-nucleotide messenger RNA. Its product is annotated as putative NADH-ubiquinone oxidoreductase 178 kDa subunit. The transcript is spliced from 3 exons. The record is from RefSeq and is a predicted model, not a curated record. Gene Ontology annotation, cellular component: mitochondrion. Bases 1 to 504 code for a protein of 167 amino acids. Lineage: Eukaryota; Fungi; Ascomycota; Eurotiomycetes; Eurotiales; Aspergillaceae.
AUGUUCGCUGCCAGACGAUCUGCUCUUUCGACGCGGCAGUUGCUGCGUACCCAGCGCCGCUGGGGCUCUCACGCUGCCCAUGAGCCCGUGAACGAAAGCUUCGGCCGCAGCUUCUACGUCACCUGUGGCUCCAUCGCCUCCGCCUUCAUCCUCUAUAACGUUAGCAAGUCAAACGAGGAAUCCGACUCGCCCUCUUGGAUCUCCGACCUCAUCGAGAAGUGGACUCCUUCUCAGGAGGUCUUCGAGCAACGCAACGCUAUCCACACCGCUAUCAUGGAGAAGGUUGCUGCUGACCGCCACUUGCUCGGCAGUCAGGGUCCAGCCGAGGCUUUUAGCCUCAGACAGCCCGAUAUGAUGAACUCCGGCUCUCCAUACAACGUCUCGCCUGGUUCGCAGGCCGACCUGAGCCAUGUCGUGGCUCACUACCAGCGCAAGAACCAGGAGGCUGAGGAGUCCCGGGUUGCGCGGAUGAAGGACGGCAAGGUUGUGUCGAUCUACGAGUAA